Messenger RNA from Cannabis sativa, 1968 nucleotides. RefSeq lists its product as uncharacterized. NCBI's taxonomy places the organism in Eukaryota, Viridiplantae, Streptophyta, Magnoliopsida, Rosales, Cannabaceae. The coding region runs from base 1 to 1968 and encodes 655 amino acids. The record is from RefSeq and is a predicted model, not a curated record. The transcript has 6 exons.
AUGGAGAAACUGCAAUUGUGUGCUUCGAAUUUGGCACAUUGGGGGAAGGAAGUUACUGGGUGCUUUCGAAAAAGGAUCAAAUUUUGUAAAGAUGAGCUAAAGAUUUUGAAAAGUAAGAGAGAUGUUAGUUCAGUCCAAAGGUAUGAAGACGUCAAAAACCAAGUUUCAUGUAUCUUGGAUCAAAAAGAGACACUUUGGAAACAAAGGGCUAAACAAUUUUGGCUUAAAGAAGGUGAUCACAACAACAAUGUUUCUUGUCCCGAAGUGGUUGAUAAUGUGGAUAGGCUUGUACCUGAUUUGGCUAGUGAAGAUUUUCACAGACCAGUCACGGAAGAGGAGGUUCGUAAAGCGAUCUUUCAAAUGCACCCGGAUAAAAGUUCGGGCCUGGAUGGCAUGACCCUGACUUUCUUAAAAAAUGUUGGGAUACGAUUAAAGGAGAUUGAUCUCUCCUUUGAAGUUCUUCAUUACCUCAAGAGGAAGAGAAAGGGGAAGACAGGGUUCAUUGCGUUGAAACUUGAUAUGAGUAAGCUAAUUACAAAGUUAUUCAUGGCUGCCAUGAGAUGGGCCCUAUCAUUCCAUCAAGAGAUAAAGUCCGUAGACGCAUUCAAGGAUGGGAAGGCAAGUUUUUGUCAAGGGCGAGAAAGAAAUUUUGGUAAAAAUAAUUCUCUUGCCUUACCAACUUGUGCAAUGAGCGUGUUCUUACUUGCAUUGAAAAUUAGUAGAGACAUUGAGCGAAUGAUGAUUAAAUUUUGGUGGCAAACAUCAAAGGAAGCACGGAAAGGUAUACACUGGAUGUCACGGGAUAAACUCAGUAAAAAUAAGAAAGGGGGUGGUUUAGGCUUCCAUGACUUGCGUGAUUUCAAUCUGGCACUUUUGGGUAAGCAAGGUUGGAGACUCCUUACCAGACCCGAGUCAUUGGCAUCAAAAGUUUUCAAGGCAAGGUACUUCUCCGAUGGUAAUUUUCUCUCUGCUCAACUCGGUUCCAACCCAAGCUUCAUUUGGCGAAGCAUUCUUGAAUCACAAGAGCUAGUUCGUAAUGGUACGAUAUGGUGUGUGGGGAAUGGUCAAUCUAUAUCAGUUUUGGGCGAGCCUUGGUUACCGGAUGCAACUAAUCCCAAUAUCAUUUCAACUCACAUGGCUCUUUUUAGUGCUAUUGUGGCAAACUUAAUGGCUAUGGAUAGUUCUAGUUGGGAUGAUGGGAUUAUUGGGGAUCUAUUUGAGGAAAGAAACCAACGGUUGAUUAAAAGAAUCCCUUUGCAAGUUACAACAGCCUCAGAUAAACUAUAUUGGACAAAGGAGGUGUUAGGUAUGUACACGGUAAAGAGUGCUUAUGGUUUAUUGCAACUUCAAAAAGGGUUUUGGUAUGAAGACACUGCAUCGAAUUUCUGGCAUAAGCUUUGGAGCCUGAAGGUGCCACCAAAAAUAGCUAACUUGCUAUGGCGUUCUUGCUCCGAGUGUCUCCCCAAAUUAGUACAGCUUCGUGUCAAGAGAGUGGUUAUUUGUACCUUGUGCCCGUUAUGCCGUGAAACAGAGGAAACAACCCUGCAUUGCUUGGUCACUUGUAAGGUGGUUCAAGUUUGUUGGAACCGUGUAGGAAUAGGCACAACUCUAACACCUGGUGCAUCAUCGUAUCUUGAUCAAUGGAAGAAUGCUAGAAAUUUCAACAUGGAUGCAUCAUGGUCUGAAUAUCAGAAAGGUGAUGGGAGAAAGCAUUGGACACCACCAAAUGUUAAUAGUAUCAAGAUUAACAUGGACGCGAUAUUGUUCGAGGGCGGUCGUAGUUAUGGCAUUGGCCUCGUGGCCCGAGAUUCUAAUGGGACGCUUAUCGAGGGCAAAACUUCCUUUUCCCAAAGCAUGGUUGAACUAUCUCUUGUUGAAGCCAUAGGCAUCAAAGAUGCACUCAGCUGGAUCAAAGAAAGGCAAUGGCAGAAUGUUUGUCUGGAGUCUGAUUGUCUAUGUGUGAUUUAA